AUGCUUUGUCAGCUCUAUGAGGACACAUGAGAUUUAAGAAUAAUUGAAUUUCGGUAAAAUUGUGCUCAAUUGAUAUAAUUUAAAUAAAUAAUUUUUUUUAUCAAGAAGAAAAAAAUAACAGAUGUGAACGGAAAAUAUAUAAGUGUUUGAUUCGACGUUCAGAAAAAAUCUUUUUGACAUUUCAAUUUUACCAAUAAGAAAUUCCGUGAGAAGUUGUGUAACAUCCAUUCAUCGGCCAAAGAGCUUCGAAGCGACGACAUUCAAAUUAGUUGCGAUUAAAAAUUGAAAAGAUUAACUGUAAUAGAAUGGCUUUGGAAAACGACAAUAAAAACAAUGGAACAUCUCAAACAGAUAAGAAAGCAAUGAACAAUCAAUCUCCAGUUGUCGAGGCUACCAAAGGAGAACAAUCAAACGAUUUGAAAAAAAAAGGAAAAAAUUCGAAAAAUGGAUCUAAAUCGGAUAAAGUGGUCAAUGGCCAUAACGUAGACAAUAAAGCAGAAGUGACAUCCAAUGGUUCUACAGAUACAAAUGCCAAUGAUGUCACAGACGUUGAAAAGAAGGAGGAGGUAUCUGUUCCCGAAGGAGAGGAAACGUACGAAGAGGACAUAAAUUUGGAUGCCUUACAUGACAAUGGCAUUACAGUGAACAUUCAAAGUCCUGGUGCGGAAAUGUGGUCAGUUCAAUUAUCCAGCAUGGAACUCGUCCAAGAAAUCCACCAAUUACUUAUGGAUAGGGAAGACACUUGUCAUCGCACUUGUUUCACAUUGCAAUUAGAUGGUGCAACUUUGGAUAACUUUGCUGAAUUGAAAACGAUUGAAGGUUUGAAAAAUGGGUCAACCAUAAAAGUUGUUGAGGAGCCAUACACCAUGCGGGAGGCAAGAAUUCAUGUUCGUCAUGUGCGUGAUUUGCUGAAGAGUAUGGACCUAGCUGACGCAUACAAUGGCGUUGAAUGUAACUCGCUGACAUUCUUGCACUCCAUCACACAGGGAGACUUGCUCGAAAAGAAAAAAUCUCGUCCUGAUUCCGUUGACUGCACGCCACCAGAAUACAUUAUGCCGGGCGUGAAGGAAGCACCUUUGCAGCCAUUGCAGCCCGGAGUGAAUAAAAACUCGAAGGGACCACAAGCUUUGAAAGUUCUCACAACAUCCGCAUGGAAUCCACCUCCUGGUCCCCGUAAGCUACAUGGAGACCUGAUGUAUUUAUAUGUGGUUACAAUGGAAGACAAACGUUUUCACAUAUCCGCUUGCCCCAAAGGCUUUUACAUCAACCAAUCGACUGACGAUGUAUUCAAUCCGAAACCAGACAAUCCCAGUCAUUUAAGUCACUCCUUAAUAGAUCUGCUUUCGCAAAUAUCACCUUCAUUCAAACGUGCCUUCCAACAAAUGCAGAAGAAACGUACCCUACGUCAUGCAUUUGAGAGGGUAGCAACGCCUUAUCAAGUGUACCAAUGGACAGCACCUCAAUUGGAGCACACAAUUGACGCCAUACGCGCAGAAGAUGCUUUCUCUUCGAAAUUGGGAUAUGAGGAACAUAUUCCCGGACAAACUAGGGAUUGGAAUGAAGAACUCCAGACCACCAGGGAACUGCCCAGAAAAACGUUGCCAGAACGUCUGUUGCGUGAACGCGCUAUUUUUAAGGUUCAUGGUGACUUUGUUAUUGCUGCUACUAGGGGAGCCAUGGCAGUAAUUGAUGGCAAUGUUCUAGCCAUCAAUCCAGGAGAAGAUCCCAAGAUGCAGAUGUUUAUUUGGAAUAAUAUUUUCUUUUCGCUUGGCUUCGAUGUGCGUGACCACUACAAGGAGUUGGGAGGCGAUGUUGCAGCAUUUGUAGCACCGCGCAACGAUUUACAUGGCGUACGCGUAUACAGCGCCGUCGACGUUGAGGGAUUGUACACAUUGGGUACCGUGGUGGUGGACUAUCGGGGAUAUCGGGUAACUGCUCAAUCGAUUAUUCCUGGAAUUUUGGAACGAGACCAAGAACAAUCAGUAGUAUAUGGAAGCAUUGAUUUCGGCAAGACUGUACUCUCCCAUCCCAAAUAUUUGGAGUUGCUCCGCAAAGCUGGAAAACAUUUGAAAAUCUUACCGCAUUCUGUUCUGAAUGAAAGAGACGAACCCGUCGAGUUAUGUUCGUCGGUAGAAUGUAAGGGUAUAAUAGGCAAUGACGGCCGCCACUACAUUUUAGAUUUGUUGCGAACUUUCCCACCAGACGUUAACUUCCUAAAAUUGGACAUUGAAUUAUGUCCCGAACUGAAAGCCAUGGGUUUCCCCAUUGAACAUAAGCACAAAUUGUCUUGCUUGCGCCAGGAAUUGCUGGAAGCAUUUAUUGAAGAUCGUUAUGUUAGUUUUAUAAGAAAUGCUGCUCAGCACUUGCAGCAACUGAAUGCAAAUAAGAAAUCUCAAGAAAAGGAAGCAACAGCUUCCAUCACAGAGAAGGAAGAAGAAACCAAAAACGAAACACAAAGUGAAAACGAUCAAAAGAAAGACGACAGUGAAAAUAAAUUGUCGAGCAAUGAAGCUAUUGAAAACGCCUACGAUGCAAUCAAAGAGGCUCAAUCAAGUGUGGCAACUGCUGAUGAAACACAAGCAUCCGAAGUCGUUAAACGAGCUUGCGCUGCUGUUGGUUCUCUAAAGGAGAAAGAAUUCGACUUUCGUUUUAACCCAGAUGUCUUCUCACCCGGCAUACGCCACGUGGAUGACAAAGAAGGUAGUAACUCAUUGGCUAAGCAAAAGAAAUUGGUGCAAGAAGCUGCAGAAUUUUUGGUUUUGAAACAGAUCCCUGCCUUCAUAAAAGAACACAUGAGCCACACAUCGCCUCCUAUGGACGGCACUAGUGUUACUGAAGCUCUCCAUAGUCAUGGCAUCAAUGUACGCUAUUUGGGUAAAGUAAUUACAAUGCUGGCCGAAGUGCCUCGCAUGGAAUAUUUGCAUCGCAUUUCGGUUAUGGAAUUAAUUAUUCGCGCUACCAAACACAUUUACUAUGCGUAUAUGCAGAAUACCGAUGCCAUGCAUCUGUCGGCUGCAAUAAGUCACUUUUUGAACUGCUUCCUUUCGUCUGGCCCCGCGAACCCCAACACCGGCUCCGAGGAAUUAAAUAAGAACAAUAACAACAACGCCAGUACUAAGCGCGGAAAGAACAAAAACAAAACAACCGGUAAAAACAGCCAAAAGAAUGGCCAGGCAACAAACAAUGAUAACAACGAUUGGGCUCUUAUGACACCAAAGACUUUGUGGCAACAAAUCAAAAAAGAGGCCAAAUCUUAUUGGGACUUUGACAUUGGCUGUGAUUCCAUAGAAACUGCCAUCGAAAAAUACUCACUACAAAGAGUGAGCAUACUUCGUGCCUUCUGCCUGAAAGUGGGCAUACAAAUAUUACUUCGUGAAUACAAUUUUGAGUCACGCAAUAAAUCCACAUUCACGGAAGAGGACGUUCUUAAUGUAUUCCCCAUUGUAAAGCACAUCAACCCUCGGGCAUCCGAUGCUUAUAACUUCUAUAUGUCGGGUCAAUCGAAGAUCCAGCAGGGCCUUUUCAAAGAAGGCUACGAGCUGAUAAGCGAGGCCUUAAAUUUGUUGAAUAAUGUUUUCGGAGCUAUGCAUUCAGAGAAUCGCUCUUGCCUUCGUAUGCUGGCACGACUUAGCUAUUUGUUGGGCGAUGCCCAAGAAGCCCUGGCCAUACAACAAAGAGCAGUUAUUAUGAGUGAACGUGUUAACGGCAUCGAUAAUCCAUGCACUAUCUUAGAAUAUACACAUUUAUCCCUUUACUGCUUUGCUAAUGGCCAAGUGAGCACAUCUUUAAAAUUACUGUAUCGUGCUAGAUAUUUGCUGGUGUUGAUAUGUGGUGAAGAUCAUCCGGAAGUUGCACUUAUCGAUAGUAAUAUCAGCUUGAUUUUGCACGCCGUCGGUCAGUAUGAACUGUCUCUACGUUUUAUUGAACAUGCUUUAAAACUUAAUUUGAAAUACUACGGAAACAAGUCGAUGCAUGUAGCUGUUAGCUAUCAUCUGGUGGCCAGGACACAAUCAUGCAUGGGAGAUUUCCGUUCUGCCUUAAAUAAUGAAAAAGAAACAUAUGCCAUUUAUAAGUCACAACUGGGCGAGACUCAUGAAAAGACUCGUGAAUCGGCCGAAUGUCUGCGACUUCUUACACAACAAGCAGUGCUUUUGCAACGUAAAAUGAAUGACAUAUAUUCUAAUGGAAAACUCACAACGGGGCUGCCUCCAAUCCAUAUACAACCACCCACAAUGGGAUCUGUGUUGGAUAUGCUCAAUACCAUAAAUGGUGUUUUAUUUGUUCAAAUAAGCCAAAAGGAUAUUGCCCAAGUUAAAAAUGAAAUUGAGAAGCGUUUGAAGGACACAAAUGAGGUAAAUGAGACAACUGAGGCGCUUAAGAAAUUGGCCGUUAAUGCUGCGACUGAUAAUGAUGCCAACUCCCAGACAACAUUGACGAAUGGCAGCGAUGCAACGAGCACCGCAGCGGAUGAACAGACUCCGACUGCAUCUAGUUGAAUUUCCACAAAGAAAACAUUCAGCCAGACUAAUUGUAAUCCUAAAUUUAUAACUAAUUAUAUCUACCCAUAUUCCUUGAAUAAUGGAAAGUGUUUGCUGUAAAGUCUUCGGAUGUGAGAAGAUUGUUUUGAACAUGAGGAGUUCCAUUCACAGUCGUCGAAAACACCAACUACAUCAUAUACCCACAUCUGCAUACGAACAUAAAUAUAUUGUUAAUUAGAUUAAUGUUACAACAAUAGGGCCGGGCGAUAUCCAAAUGAAGAUGUUGCCUACACAAGAACAACUACUACUUUUAAAUCACAUUUGGUUUGUGUGCUACCUACCAGAAUGAGAAGAAAGCUCCAAAUCCACACAUAUAUUAUUGUUUUUUUUUUUAUUUGAUUUCUUUUAUGAGAGCUUAUUGCUCUUCAAUUUUGUUUACAGAAUAAGAAAAAGAUUUUUCUUCAAAAUAAUGAGUUGUUUUAUUAUCAUCUUUUAUUUAGCCAUCUUUAGAUUUAAUCUCAAUAAGCAUUGCUACUUGUUUACAAAGCUAUUAAAACUACAGAAAUGAUGACGCACUGGCAGCAUUGUAUUUAAACCAAACCCAUUUUUUAUACAUUGCAAUAAAAAAACGUACGAAAAUAAUAAAAAUAAAACUGAAAAUAGAUGUAGUUUUUAACAAAAUUUUCUAUUUCUUUUAUAAUUGAAUCAAUUUUAUUCUGUAAUUGUCAUUUUUAUAAAAUUGGCGAUUGUAUUCGCAAUCCGUGGCAACUAGAGUGUGUUCAAUUUGUUUUGUGGACAAUGAAUAAAUUAUAAUGUAACAUUUUAUUAUAUUUUGUUGAGUUGAAUUCGUCUAUAUAUGCAAAUAUAUAAUAUAAAAAAAAUAUUUUAAAAAUUGGAA
This is a messenger RNA of Musca domestica (house fly), 5376 nucleotides long. RefSeq names its product protein clueless (gene clu). Gene Ontology annotation, molecular function: protein binding; mRNA binding. The transcript has 7 exons. Gene Ontology annotation, cellular component: cytoplasm. Gene Ontology annotation, biological process: intracellular distribution of mitochondria. The coding region runs from base 306 to 4496 and encodes 1396 amino acids. The record is from RefSeq and is a predicted model, not a curated record. Lineage: Eukaryota; Metazoa; Arthropoda; Insecta; Diptera; Muscidae.